UCCCGAAAAUUCCCCGUCCCGAAAAUUCCCCGUCCCGAAAAUUCCCAGUCCCGAAAAUUCCCAGUCCCGAAAAUUCCCCGUCCUGAAAAUUCCCCGUCCUGAAAAAUCCCCGUCCCGAAAAUUCCCAGUCCCGAAAAUUCCCUGUCCCGAAAAAUCCCAGUCCCGAAAAAUCCCAAUCCCGAAAAUUCCCAGUCCCGAAAAUUCCCUGUCCCGAAAAUUCCCAGUCCCGAAAAUUCCCUGUCCCGAAAAAAAUCCCCGCUCCCGGUCCCGAUAUUCCCAGGAUAAUUCCCGGUGCCGUUCCCGCUCCCGUUCCCGGAAUUCCCGGGACAAUUCCCGGUCCCAUUCCCGGAAUUCCCGGUCCAAUUCCCGGUCCCAUUCCCGGUCCAAUUCCCGUUCCCAUUCCCGGGACAAUUCCCGUUCCCAUUCCCGAUAUUCCCGGUCCAGUUCCCGGGACAAUUCCCGGUCCAAUUCCCGUUCCCAUUCCCGAUAUUCCCGGUCCCAUUCCCGGUCCGGUUCCCGGUCCAAUUCCCGUUCCCAUUCCCGAUAUUCCCGGUCCGGUUCCCGGUCCGGUUCCCGGUCCAAUUCCCGUUCCCAUUCCCGAUAUUCCCGGUCCAAUUCCCGUUCCCAUUCCCGAUAUUCCCGGUCCGGUUCCCGGUCCGGUUCCCGGUCCAAUUCCCGUUCCCAUUCCCGAUAUUCCCGGUCCGGUUCCCGGUCCGGUUCCCGGUCCAAUUCCCGUUCCCAGUCCCGAUAUUCCCGGUCCAAUUCCCGUUCCCAUUCCCGAUAUUCCCG
Pseudopodoces humilis (Tibetan ground-tit) is the source of this 789-nucleotide messenger RNA. NCBI's taxonomy places the organism in Eukaryota, Metazoa, Chordata, Aves, Passeriformes, Paridae. The record is from RefSeq and is a predicted model, not a curated record.